ACAUCAUUCAAUUAUCUAUCCGGUUAACUCUAGCCAUAAAUCAUGUCAUCACCCACGGAUGACCUACGCUCCAUAAUGGAGUCGACAUUGCUCACAUUCCUCGGACAUCAAGCACUCAAUCGCAAUGUUGAUCCGUCCGUGCCGGCGUCAAUGACCACAUCAGAGUGUUUGUGGUAUAUAAAACCAGACAGUUUCAUGACCAAAUACCCCUUUGUCGACGGCGUCAAGACCAGUGCAGAACAGAAAGAGCACAUGGGACAAGAGAUUAAGAUCAUGGAAGAAUCACGAAAUAAGAUUCUCGACAGCACUAUCGACGCAGUUGCGCGUAAAGGAAGCGCACAUGUUGAACACUGGACGAAGUUUGAUGGAAGCAAACCAUCAAUCAUGGAAAUAUGUUGGUUUGUGAACUUCACGGACGAUGGAAAGAAAAUCUCAAAAGUGGUCAAAUUCAUUGAUACUGCAGAAGGCUCAAAAACGAUUGAAGAUAUGGCUAGAGGAGGAUAUAAGCUUGAGGAAGAGGCUGCUAAGAAGGAGUCUGGCCAGGUCUAACUCCUAACUCCUAAGGCUUUAUGAUUGAGGACCCCCACCACUUUUACUAGUUCUGCAUGCCGGGCUUUAAUUGUCGGUGAUUAUAAACACCCCGUACAUGCGGUCAAAGACAUCAUUGGUAUCAUUGGAUGCAUCACGACAUUUGAGGUCCC
This is a messenger RNA of Annulohypoxylon maeteangense, 701 nucleotides long. RefSeq lists its product as uncharacterized. Bases 43 to 549 code for a protein of 168 amino acids. The record is from RefSeq and is a predicted model, not a curated record. The transcript has a single exon. Lineage: Eukaryota; Fungi; Ascomycota; Sordariomycetes; Xylariales; Hypoxylaceae.